Molecule: messenger RNA, 672 nt
Organism: Opisthorchis viverrini
Lineage: Eukaryota; Metazoa; Platyhelminthes; Trematoda; Opisthorchiida; Opisthorchiidae
Exons: 3
Coding region: 1-672 (223 amino acids)
Source: RefSeq, a predicted model, not a curated record
AUGUCAGUUUCGGUCGCCUAUUCCGGGGCCAGUCUUGUGAUUCUGAUUGGCGGAGCGAUCACACAGAGAUCACUGCAGAACAUUCAAAUGCACAGUCACAUCAUCGGACUGCUAUUGCUGGUCCUCGGUCUUUUUUGUGAGACCACGGUGGUCAAGCCCGCACUGUACCGUGGGCCUCCACGUGUGAAAGAGAUUGGAAAAGUCCCCGUAAAAUAUGUAUUUACGCAUGAAAUUUUACCGGUCCCCAUCAAAGAAAGUGAGCUACAUGGUUAUGGAGCGAAACACUAUGUGACCACGAAACCAAAGGUCGAUGUCACUGUAGUGACACGAGUCAUUGAAGAAGUGCCAUUUGUGAUUCCAUCCAAAAACGGGCAUCGCCACUCCGUUGGUCGUCGUCAGUGGCGAAGAGUCCCAACAAAACAAACAAUUCAGCGAGUUCGUCCUUCAUCUUUCAAGCAGGCCAUUGGGACUUACAAACUUGGAAAUUCAGUACCACUGCAGAAUAACUUCGGAGAGUUCGCUCCACAUGCCUUGUUGGACAACAGAGGCAAAAACAUUGAUGUCAACCUACAGAUGACCUACAUUGAUCUGAUAGGAGAUUAUCGAAUAGAGAGAAAACCGACGCAGUUUAUGCAAAAGAUGUAUGGCUUAAUUAGUCAGAAUAAAGGCUGA